CUUCUGUUUUCUAUCCUUGUUCUUGGAAUCUGUAAGAAGGGCUGCAGUCUCGUUGCUGUGAGCAGCUUGAGAGCUUUGUGUCGUGAAGCUAAGGAAAUCCUUACGAAAGAAUCGAAUGUGCAAGAGGUCCGUUGCCCCGUCACCGUCUGUGGGGAUGUCCACGGUCAAUUCCACGACCUUAUGGAACUCUUCAGAAUUGGUGGGAAAUCGCCAGACACAAACUACCUGUUCAUGGGAGACUACGUGGACAGAGGCUAUUACUCGGUGGAAACGGUGACUCUUCUAGUAGCGUUGAAGGUGCGUUACCCGGAACGCAUUACAAUACUGAGGGGCAAUCACGAGAGCAGACAAAUUACACAAGUGUAUGGCUUUUACGACGAAUGUCUGCGCAAGUACGGCAACGCCAACGUCUGGAAGUAUUUCACGGAUCUCUUUGAUUAUCUUCCGCUUACGGCUCUAGUAGAUGGCCAGAUAUUCUGUCUCCACGGUGGCCUCUCUCCAUCCAUAGAUACACUGGAUCAUAUCAGGGCUCUGGACCGCCUGCAAGAAGUUCCACACGAGGGUCCGAUGUGCGAUCUGUUGUGGUCGGAUCCGGAUGAUCGUGGCGGCUGGGGUAUAUCUCCACGCGGUGCUGGCUACACCUUUGGGCAAGACAUUUCCGAAACGUUUAACCAUGCCAAUGGUCUCACGCUGGUCUCCCGUGCUCACCAACUUGUCAUGGAGGGUUAUAAUUGGUGCCACGACCGAAAUGUGGUUACCAUCUUCAGUGCUCCCAAUUACUGUUAUCGCUGUGGGAACCAGGCUGCUAUCAUGGAACUAGACGACACUUUAAAAUAUUCCUUCCUCCAGUUCGACCCAGCACCUCGUCGUGGAGAGCCUCAUGUCACCCGUCGUACCCCAGACUACUUCCUAUAAACCUCUCCCGACCUUUGCGGAGGGAAGUACACUUGGCGUUUUCAAGAGCAACAAUAUUUACACGUUUCCGUAAGAAAUCGGGAUUCGUCUCAAACUUCAAAUCCCCCAUCAUGGACCAAAACGUGCCAUACAGAGGACGAAGGGCGUUUAGCACAACUCGAGACUGAAUUCCUUACAACACUAUAUAUAUCCUGUACCCGCCAGCCCAACGGUCAGUUUGCCUGCUGUAUUUGUAGUCAUUGUUUUUUUCUUCUGGACUGUUCAGAGAGGAAAAAGGUAACUCUUAAUAACACUUCCAUCCCCUUUGAUGCUUCUUUGUAAAUUUUUUUAGUUCUAGUGUUUAACUGGCAUGAAUUAGAGUUGAUUUUGGAGAGAAAUGCACACUAACUUCUUCCCCCACCGCCCUUUAUUUUAUUGGAAGACCGAUCGACUUAACUGGAGAAA
Molecule: messenger RNA, 1359 nt
Organism: Tauraco erythrolophus (red-crested turaco)
Lineage: Eukaryota; Metazoa; Chordata; Aves; Musophagiformes; Musophagidae
Source: RefSeq, a predicted model, not a curated record